Lathyrus oleraceus (garden pea) is the source of this 1151-nucleotide messenger RNA. Lineage: Eukaryota; Viridiplantae; Streptophyta; Magnoliopsida; Fabales; Fabaceae. The record is from RefSeq and is a predicted model, not a curated record.
AAAUUUCAAACAAUAGAAAACCAAAUCCUCGUCUCCCAAAUAUAUCCACACAUUAGAUUGCCAUUAUCUUAUCCGUCAGAUAAGAGGCGAUCGUGCUCCUCUCGACUCAAUCCUAUCGGUACUUCACCCUUCUUCUUCCCACCAAUCACAACACAAACUAAACACCCUCAUUUCAUUUCACUCACCACACAACUAUUUCUUACCUCACCCUUCUUCUUCCUCUUCUUCCUCCUCUACCCAUACCAACAAUGGCGUCUCUACAGCACACCACCGCUUCACUCCACUCCAAACACAUCCCCAAAACCACAAACAUCCUCACUCGAAAACCCAUCCUCAACCUCUCCUUUUCAACCUUCUACUCCCCAAAACUCAAACUCAAACUCAAACUCCCCCUCACCAAAACCCGCCGCUCCACCGGCGGAGCCCUCGGAGCCAGAAUGUCAUCCCUAGCCGCCGGCAGCUACGCAGCCGCUUUAGCCGACUUAGCAAAUUCAAACAAUACCCUCGACGCAAUAACCGCCGACUUCGACAAAAUCGAACAACUUUUCUCUGACCCCAAGGUGUUCGACUAUUUCUCCAGCCCAAUAGUCGAAGAUUCCACCAAACGCCAACUUAUAGGAGAGUUCGCCACUACCUCAGGCUUCCAACCACACACACACAACUUCCUUAACGUCUUGAUCGACUCGAAGAGGAUCGAUAUGAUCAUCGACAUUAUUAAGGAGUUUGAAUUUGUUUACAAUACUUUAACUGAUACAGAGCUUGUGGUUGUGACUUCGGUUGUGAAGUUGGAGUCACAUCAUUUGGCUCAGAUUGCAAAACAGGUUCAGAAGCUUACUGGGGCUAAGAAAGUGAGGACUAAAACUCUUCUUGAUCCAAGUUUGGUGGCUGGUUUUACUGUCAGGUAUGGGAACACUGGCUCUAAGUUUAUUGAUAUGAGUGUUAAGAGGAAACUCGAGGAAAUUGCUGCUCAAAUUGAUUUGGGUGAUAUCCAACUUGCUGUAUAAGCAUUCUUCGUGCUUCCUUUCAAUUUGGUUUACUCAAAUUGUAAUUUUUUUUUGGAUUAUAAGUAUAUUUAUGUAUCUAUGUAUGAAUCCUCAAGUGUGUACAACCUUCUUACAAUAAUCAUAUUAAUAUUGAGUCCCUGCUUCUUA